Danio rerio (zebrafish) is the source of this 1538-nucleotide messenger RNA. The record is from RefSeq and is a predicted model, not a curated record. NCBI's taxonomy places the organism in Eukaryota, Metazoa, Chordata, Actinopteri, Cypriniformes, Danionidae.
GAUUAAUAAAGGGACUAAGCCGAAAAGAAAAUGAAUAUCUUAAAAAAUGACUGUGGACUAAAAGCUCUGAAUGAAAAUAAAUCAUUUUUUCAAUACUGAACAGUGGUCUUUCAAGACAUGUCAUUAAACCUGUGUGUGAGGUCUGUCUUAUGUGUGAUUUUCACAGACACAUUGUGAAAUCAGUUGAAUAUGGAGAUCAUCACAAGGAUCGUGUUUGCUCUGCUGCUGACAAUUUUACUCCAAGACGGGGGAGAUUUCAGUCCAGCCUCUGAAAGAGCUGAGCUUUCAGAGAGCCACCAUCAGCGACAUCCACGUGAACUGGCGCUCAUUGAAUCGAAUACUGAUGAAAAGGUCUUAAACGUUGACCAGAAAGCAUCUGAUCAAAACACCAACUUGGAGUGGGUCACAUCAGAAGGAGUGCCGAAAGAUGCAGUUUUAUUUUCCGAAGAAGGAAAGAAAUAUUACAUUGCUAAAUAUGUCUCGAAAUGUGAGCUUUGCUUUUACGACAGCAAAUCAGAGUCAUGUUUUAAAAUAUUGUCCAACAGGAAAUGGGAAUCUGUUAAAAUUUCAACAUUGAAAGACUUGAUGUUUUUAGUGAACAGGGAUAACUUUGAACUGCUGGAAUGGAAGAAAUACAGCAAUAAAAAGUUUCCACCAAUGUCACUGGUGGUAUGUGGUAAAUGUAUUGCUAAAAGUGCAGAUAUGAAGACACAAACUGAUGGGGAAGUGCUCGCCAUAAACACUGACAUUAAAGUGCAACAUUUAAAUGUUGUUGAGUAUCAAAUAUCAAGUGCGGUGACAACAGAAAACCUUGAAGUGCUCAAACAUUUCAAAGCUUCCAACAGGAACUGCAAAUCAUCAAAACAUACAGUAAAACUGGACCAAAACAUCGAUAAAACAUAUUCUUAUCAAAUUGGUAAAGUCCGUACAUUCGGAAUCAACACAGAGGUGUCAGUCUCUGGUGAAAUCCCAAGUAUUGCAAAAAUACUAGGAAAACUUGGGUUUAAGUAUGAGCGCUCACGAUCUCGAGUUAACACUACAUCUGUACUUGAGAAAAACCUUCAUUCUGUGAGCACGGAUGUGGAGAUUCCGCCUAACCAUUCCUGCACCGUUGACAUUACAAGCAAUAUCUUAAAAACUGAAGUCCCGUUCACUGGUGAGAUCACAAGAGUGUAUAACAACAACCAAAUGAAAAAGACCUUGGUCAACGGCACCUACAUCCAUCAGGAAGUAGACGAAAUCGAAACACUUGUGAAUCCCUGUCAGCCACUCUCUGGUGGAACAAAAUGUAACUAACCAUGUGUGCAUGCUCUAUACCUGAAAACCAAUAACGUUGUGUAUUAGUGUAUGACACGUAUUGAUCAGAGAAAUAAAAAUGAAGCAUUCAAAAGACCAUCAGCGUUGUCAUUUACCUCUUAUCCAGUGUGUCUGUAAGAAACAGUUUAUGAUUAUGGAACACUUUUAACGAAAUGCUAUUAAAAUACUGACAAUUAACUGCAAAUGCACAUUUUAUUUAUGCCAUAUAGCAUUGUUUCCCA